AUGCCUCUUCGUGCCAAAAUGAAUAGCCGCGUGGUUAUUGUUACAGGUGGCGCUGAUGGCUUUGGGGCUGCUAUCGCGGACCGUUUCAGCCGCGAGGGAUGCAAGGUCAUAAUCCUGGACUUGAAUCAAGCGAAAGGUGAAAGCAAGCAACGAGCCGACCCAAAUAUAACUUUCCUCUCUGGUGAUGUGACACGCCCGGAGACAUGGAAAAAAGCCUUGGAUUUGGCACAGACAAACUACGGCAGGAUUGAUGUGGUGGUCAACAAUGCUGGAAUCACGCACGAUCCAUCUCCGAUUCACACGAAGAGUAUCCUUGAAUACGAGAAGACAUUCAACGUGAAUGUGAAACCGGUCUUUAUCAGUGCACAGGUAUUUGCACCCGUGAUGGUGCAACAAGGACAUGGGAUCUUUAUCAAUAUAACGAGCACUGGAUGCACACGCCCUCGCCCAGGAUUCGCAAUCUAUAAUGCCUCCAAAGCAGCUGUAGAAGUGGCAACUAAGACAAUGGCUCUUGAGUACGCCCCAGCUGUUCGAUUCAACUGUAUUUCCCCUGCUGUGGGGAACACCGCUAUGCUCCAAGCUAGCAUUGGGAACGGUGAAGAUUCCCGCCAGCGACUACGUCAAGUGGAAGACAUGUUACCAAUGAAACGAUUGUGCCAGCCAGUGGAUAUAGCCAAUGCAGCAUGGUAUUUGGGAUCGGAACAAAGUAGUUUUGUAACGGGAACGACCCUGGAGGUGGAUGGAGGUCGGGGCGUGUAA
Molecule: messenger RNA, 759 nt
Organism: Penicillium coprophilum
Lineage: Eukaryota; Fungi; Ascomycota; Eurotiomycetes; Eurotiales; Aspergillaceae
Product: SDR family oxidoreductase
Exons: 8
Coding region: 1-759 (252 amino acids)
Source: RefSeq, a predicted model, not a curated record